AUGACAUCCAAACGCACUCGCUCAAGCCUCUUCGCUGCUCUCACCAUCCUCCUCCUCCUCUUCUAUCUCAACCAAUACCAAGACUUCGCGUCUCAUUCAGCAUUUUCGUCAUCGCAUCACAACUCACCCGAUAUCGACUGGUCACGUUUCGCAUAUACACAAUAUGUCACCAACAGCGAGUAUCUGUGCAACUCGCUGAUAUUCUUCGAAGCUCUGCAGCGUCUUGGAAGUCUACCUGAUCGUGUUAUGAUGGUCCCUGAGAGCAUGCUUGAGCCAGAGAUGGAGAACUCAAGCGAUGCUUAUCUACUGAACAAGUCACGUGAUGAGUACAAUGUCAAGAUUGUUCCUAUUACUAUCCAGACGCGCUGGGCUGGCGAUGUAACUUGGGCCGACUCCUACACCAAGCUUCUAGCCUUCAACCAGACGAAGUAUGACCGCGUCCUGUCCAUCGACUCAGAUUCUGUCCUCUUACAACCCAUGGAUGAGCUGUUCUUCCUACCAGCCGCACCAGUGGCCAUGCCUCGAGCAUACUGGAUAUCUCCCGAAAAGAUCCUCUCAUCCCAAGUCAUGCUCAUCCAACCUUCCGAGAAAGAAUUCUUCCGCAUCAUGGAAAGAAUGCAGUCGGUGAAAUCUGGCGAGUACGACAUGGAAAUCGUCAACCAGCUCUACGGCGACAGCGCUUUGAUCUUUCCCCACCAUCGCUACGACCUCCUAAGCGGGGAAUUUCGCAACGACGACCAUGCUCAUUAUCUUGGUUCAGAGCUUGAAACGUGGGAUCCUGCUACGGCGUAUAGCGAGGCUAAACUAAUUCACUUUUCGGACUGGCCGCUGCCAAAACCUUGGAAACCUACGCCUGAGGACGAGCGUCUUGGGGCACAACCGAAUUGUUCACGAAGAACAAGCGGAGAAGAGGACUCCCAACCACAUCCCUUCGCAAGCUCCCAGACUCUCGACUUUAUUACAAUGGUAAACGCAAACGCCAACUUCCCCUUGAACCCCAAGUAUGAGAAUCACGCUAACAAAAACGCCGAAGGCACCGUGACGGAGAGCUUCUGGCCUAACAUCCGGAAGCACAUCCUCAGCGAUGAUCCCAACGCUAAACCCAUGAAAGCUAUCUGCGCCGUCUGUUGGGAUGAACUUUACGUAACAUGUAUUUCAUCCCCCGAUGAGAAACUCGACAUCGCUCUUGUAACUCCUUGCGGCCACAUCAUGUGUCCAAGAUGCUUGCCACGCAAGGUCUUCGACUAUUACGCCGAAAACUUCGUCGCAAAGCGCAAGUGCCCUAUUUACAAGACCGGACUUGAAUGUGUGGUCUGUAAAAAGACUUGCAACAAAGAGAUGAUCCCCACGUAUGGUGGAAAAGCUAGUAUCGAGUCUUUUCCGGAGACUGCUCCGGAGUGUGGAUGA
Molecule: messenger RNA, 1407 nt
Organism: Fusarium redolens
Lineage: Eukaryota; Fungi; Ascomycota; Sordariomycetes; Hypocreales; Nectriaceae
Product: nucleotide-diphospho-sugar transferase
Exons: 3
Coding region: 1-1407 (468 amino acids)
Molecular function (GO): glycosyltransferase activity
Source: RefSeq, a predicted model, not a curated record